AUGUCUCGUGCUUCCCAGAGUAAUUGGGGUAGUCGCGGUUACCGCCAAACAGCUACUAAGAGGCCAUGGAGACAACAAAAGUCCAUACAGCAGAGUCCUUCUCCGCCGAUGGGAGAAGUUCUCGCAACGAUUCAUCAGAAAGAUCUUCAAGACUCGGGUUUUGAUAGUAAAGACACGGCCUCAAUCACUGAAAGCCAAUACUUGUCGUCGUACAACUUGCUGAAUCGAAAAGAUAAUAGUAUUCUUGUCCCAGGCGAGCCACCAGUCUGGACUCCGCUCUCAACGCCGACUCAGUUGCAGAACGAUUCGGGAGAGUAUUUUCGAGAUCAAAAUGCUGCUCGCUUUCCGAAGUUCCCUAUCCAGCCCAUGGUACAGGCAGUUCUCGCAGAGAAUCCAGAUUUCCGUUUUCAAGACAUUGAUAUCAUUGCUUGUGGGAGUACCCUUGGAAACCUGUUACGUUUUGUGCGGCGACAAAAUCAUUCUUUCAGAAUGCUCGUCGAGGCCAUCGGCAACGCUGUGUUUUUUAUAAGGAGAGAGAACUCACCCACUGAAAAGAUCCCAAAUGUGUACGGUUAUGGCCACGCCUUCCCAGAAGCAUAUACAACAUGGUCCGUGACAGUCAAGAGUUCUGAAUCUCACCAACGCAUAAUGAAAUAUGAUUUCGCGGGUCUCAAAUGUCUUGUGCGCUUUCAGGCAGAUGGUUAUCUGCCAGAGCUUGUGGCUAAAGGAAAAGAGAAGCAUCACAAUGGCGGCCUCAAGCAUGAUAAAGACCUGUCAGAGGAUGACCUUAUCUUGUCCAUCAAGGAAACCACGCUCUCAAACAUUUCCGCAGAAGCCAUGAGCGAAACAGGCCAACCCCUAAAAAUGUCAGAGGCGGGUAAUCACAUUCCACAAUCGGCAAUUUUUGACCUCAAGACUCGUUCUAUCAGGAAGAAGAAUGAGGAAGACACGAUUGGGGAAGAGUUAGCUCGCUUAUGGAUUGCUCAGAUUCCAAACUUUCUUCUCGCUUAUCACACUGCCGGGGUGUUUAGCGACAUCCAGAUCCGCGAUGUACGGGAGGACAUCGAGAAGUGGGAGAAGAAACAGCAGCCAGCUUUGAUGCAAUUUGCAUACUUGCUGAACAUGAUAGUGACUUUCGUGCGAAGCUCAGAACUUGGACGAUUGGAAAUCACCCGUAAAGAGGGAAGCUCUGUCUUGGAACUACGGGCGCAGUGUCAAGAUGCGAGAAGGGCUCUACCACCAUCGUAUCUGGAUCAGAUAUUGGAUGAGGCACAUGGAGAUAGCUCAGGCAACUCAGAUACGGCGAAUGAAGGCGGCAUCUUACUUACUUGGGAUGACGACGAAGAUGAAGAACAAGACUACACAGCCUGUUCGGCCAGCACUUGUGGCUACUGCGGACAUUGCAAGCAUAAGCAUUAG
Talaromyces atroroseus is the source of this 1419-nucleotide messenger RNA. RefSeq lists its product as hypothetical. The transcript has 2 exons. Bases 1 to 1419 code for a protein of 472 amino acids. Lineage: Eukaryota; Fungi; Ascomycota; Eurotiomycetes; Eurotiales; Trichocomaceae. The record is from RefSeq and is a predicted model, not a curated record.